ACAAUAGCAACAGCCUCCGCUUAUCUGUACCUUCCUCCGUGUAUGUGCGCUAGCAUUCGACUCUAAUGAAGUACUACUGUUUGGGAACAAGGCACGUUUGGUCAAGCUGCCGACUCGGGUUAUAUGACUCGGUACGAUCCGACUACAUAACAAAGCAUGCAACAGCCAACUGCGCAUUCUAUCUACACCAACGUGCGACUAUGUCUACCAACACGCUCGAAUACAGCAUCGUCGACGUCUUCGCGGACGCUCCAUUCCGUGGCAAUCCCGCAGGCGUGGUCAUCACGCCCGAAAUCCUCCCUACGGACGUGAUGCAGGAGAUCGCACGCGAGAUUAACCUUGCCGAAACGGCUUUCGCCGUGCUCGACUGCCCGGUGCUGUCCGAGUCCGUGUACCGGCUGCGCUGGUACACGCCCCUCGACGAAGAGAAUUUUUGCGGCCACGCCACGCUCGCGACCGCGCACGUCCUGUUCUCCCAAACUCCUGCGGGUCCGGCGAAAUACGAGUUCGAGACGCUCGCGGGCACGUUGACGGCGGAGAAGGUGGGCGACCGUGUCGAGUUGGACCUGCCGGCGGACGACCUGUUGGAGAUCGGCAGCGCCCCGGGCGAGGGCGUGUUUGACCCGUUGGCGGAGACGGUGGAGGAGGCGCUAGGCGGGCUGGCGACGCUGAAGAGGGCGGUCCAGGGACGACUGGAUACGGUCCUCGAGCUCCAGCUCGUCGAGGGCGUCCACCUCGCAGAGUUGAGAGUCAAUGAAGGGCCGCUGGCUCGUAUUCGGACGCCGCGCGGGGUGAUCCUGACGACUUUGCUCUCGACGGAACUGGAGGGGACGGGACCGCAUAUACACUCCCGCAUGUUCUCUCCGGCGGACGGCAUGCCUGAAGAUCCCGUCACGGGCUCGGCCCAUUGCACCCUUGCGGCGUUCUUCGUACCGCAAAUCAUCGCCGCGUCGGGAGGCCAAUUGGCGGUCGAGGAGUUCGAGCUCCGGGCUACGCAAGGCAGUCUCCAGCGCGGCGGGGAGGUACGUGCGGUGUGGGACGGUAAAUCGGGCAGAGAAGAGGGCCGCGUCAAGCUGAGAGGAAAGGCGUUCACAGUGGCUGAGGGUACUUUCUUCCUGCGUGCCUAGGCUGGCAGGAUCCCAAACAAGAUGCGAGGAUGUGUACUCGAACAGCCCCCGGAGGUGGUGUUAUUGACCCGUGUUGCGACAGCUGGUGGGCCAAUCGCGAGGAUGGGCACCUAGUUGCCAGUCCCUUCAUGAUACCACGUUCGAGUAGAUGCACCGCGAGUAAACCGAAUGCUAAAGGAACGGAGGACGUGAUUUCCCAGCUCGCCACGAAUCGGAACGUUUCUCGAUCAGCGUACGCCCACGGCCAGGCCUUGUUUCAGCUUUGGGGCAUGGAAAAGGACCGACGACGAUGGUUCUUAUGCACGGUAGGGCUAUGAGGACGCAAACGGAUUGGUCUGAUAGCAUCCUCGGAAACGACGGAUGUCGGAUGAUGUUGCAUUAGGGAUAGAUGCACAGUAUCUUCGUCAAUAUUGGUUCUUGACGUGUAUGCGCCUCCUUUGUUCUCCUUCAAAUAUUCCUUCAAGCAUGUGAGGUCUGCCAACGAGGCUAGCAGGACCGGUCCGGGCCCGUUAU
Molecule: messenger RNA, 1640 nt
Organism: Punctularia strigosozonata HHB-11173 SS5
Lineage: Eukaryota; Fungi; Basidiomycota; Agaricomycetes; Corticiales; Punctulariaceae
Product: Diaminopimelate epimerase-like protein
Exons: 5
Coding region: 201-1127 (308 amino acids)
Biological process (GO): biosynthetic process
Cellular component (GO): cytoplasm
Molecular function (GO): isomerase activity
Source: RefSeq, a predicted model, not a curated record